This is a messenger RNA of Eremothecium cymbalariae DBVPG#7215, 639 nucleotides long. RefSeq names its product RNA polymerase II subunit B1 CTD phosphatase RTR1 (gene RTR1). NCBI's taxonomy places the organism in Eukaryota, Fungi, Ascomycota, Saccharomycetes, Saccharomycetales, Saccharomycetaceae. The coding region runs from base 1 to 639 and encodes 212 amino acids. Gene Ontology annotation, cellular component: nucleus; cytoplasm. The record is from RefSeq and is a predicted model, not a curated record. The transcript has a single exon. Gene Ontology annotation, molecular function: RNA polymerase II CTD heptapeptide repeat phosphatase activity; RNA polymerase core enzyme binding.
AUGGCUACUAUCGAGGAUAUUAAGCAACAGGUGUUAGAGCCCUAUCAGAAGCAUCGGCAACUAAGCUUAAAAGAAACAGAUUUUCUAUCAGUUGAACUCUUGGGGUUACUAUCUCAAACAGAAUGCAGCGACACAGCAACUUUAAAGUUUGUGAGUCGAAUUCUUACUAAGACCACGUAUGCUGAUCUGAUAGAUGAAAGGAAUUUAAACAAGAAAUGUGGAUAUCCUCUAUGUACUCAAAGCCAAGGCCGAAUUCGAGAUCUAUACGAGAAUAGAAAAGUAUCGAAUUUCCUGAGACAGAAUAACCCAUAUAAGUAUCUAACGAGUUUCUGCGGUAAGUUCCAUUUCAGAUGUUCUCAAUUUUACCAAGUGCAGCUAUCAGAUGAACCCUUGUUUUCACGUGUAGGUGUGCAUUUAGAUGACUAUCAGGAAAUGACAGAAGUUAUGCUUCUGGAAGAGGUGAUGGUACGAGAAAAAGAUCUGAAAGAGGUUGUUAAAGGCAUGAACUCUUUGGACCUUACUGGGGGUCCUGUAGAUUCGAAGGAUGAGUUACAAAAGGACUUAAGUGACUGGUUAAGUGAAGUUAAGAUAGUUGAGAAUGAAAAUUCGAAUAUUCUAGGCGAUGGCAUGAAAGAAUAA